GGCGAAAGUAGGGGGCAGGAUGGGGCGGACGGUGGUGGAGCUCUUUUACGAUGUAGUGUCCCCUUACUCCUGGCUGGGAUUUGAGGUGCUCUGCCGGUACCAGCAUGUCUGGAACAUUGACCUGCGCCUUCGCCCAGCUUUCCUUGGUGGCAUAAUGCAAGCAACAGGUAACAAACCCCCAGCAAUGUUGCCAAAGCGUGGAGAAUACAUGCUGAAGGAUAUCAAAAGGAUGGCAAAGUACUACGAAGUGCCUCUACGGACAUCAAAAAAUGACUUGCAACGUAUCAUUAGUAUAAGCAGUCUUGGGGCCAUGCGAUUUAUCACAGCCGUGGGCAUGACACAGCCACAAUACUUGGAGCCACUCUCUAGGGAGUUCUGGAUAAGUUUUUGGUCACAGCACGAAGAUAUCAGUCAGAUAGAGACUAUGCAGGCUAUUGCCAGGCAGGCUGGGCUGUCACCAGAGCUUGCCCAGAAGGCACUUGAAAUGAUUUCAUCCCCUGCAGUGAAGAACCAACUGAAAGAGACAACAGAGGAAGCAAUAAAAUACGGGGCAUUUGGGAUGCCUGCUGUUGUGACACAUGUUAAUGGGGAACCUCAACUCUUUUUUGGCUCUGACCGUCUAGAACUGCUGGGCAGCAUCAUAGGUGAAAAAUGGAUGGGACCAGUUCCAUCAGUUCCAAGCCCUAAGAUGUGAAAAGUCCUGGGGAAACACAUAAGAAUGAAGUAUAAGUACAUGGCCAAUCUGGAGUGAUUAUCUGAAUAUAGUCAAUGUGAUGGGCAGGUGGCUUUCUCCUCCUUAAACAGCUAACAUUACAGCUCAGUCUCACCUCCAGUCAGGAAGUUCAGUGGUUGCCUGUAUUCCUAGUCUGGUGAGGUCUUUUACCAAUACAAAUGUGCUGCUUUUCUUUCACCAGAUCAAUGAUUAACAUUAAAA
This is a messenger RNA of Indicator indicator, 934 nucleotides long. It is a transcript of the gene GSTK1, whose product is annotated as glutathione S-transferase kappa 1. Gene Ontology annotation, molecular function: glutathione transferase activity; glutathione peroxidase activity. Gene Ontology annotation, cellular component: mitochondrion; peroxisome. Gene Ontology annotation, biological process: glutathione metabolic process. Bases 20 to 694 code for a protein of 224 amino acids. NCBI's taxonomy places the organism in Eukaryota, Metazoa, Chordata, Aves, Piciformes, Indicatoridae. The transcript is spliced from 8 exons. The record is from RefSeq and is a predicted model, not a curated record.